GUGUGGUCAAAGCAAACUUGACUUAGACUUCCUCUAGUUGAUGUGGGUAAACUUUUGCUCUGCUUGUAAGAACAGAAGUAGAGUUCAUUAGUCAAGUGUUUUAAUCAAGGCAACAGCAUGAAGAUCAUACAGCUGCAACUAUGUGAGUUUAUUACAUUGUUUCAUUAAGAUGAAAUGUUUUUGAUGUCACUGGUUCACAGCUGAUUAGCAAAUCUUAAUUAUGUGUUUGUUGUUUUUAAUCUCACAGAUCUAUUUAUAUGCUGUCAAGCUGAAACAGAUCAACUGACAGAUUUGGGACAGAAUGUGACUAUAAACUGUGAUCUUGAUGAAGGAGGGAUUUAUUGGUUAUUACUGAAACUUCCAGAUCCUCCAGUGGUGAUAUUACACACUUUGUCAAAUACCUUUUCAUGCUUCAAUAAAACAUUCAGACACAAAUAUUCAGUGCAAUCUCACCGUCAUCUGUUUAUAAAUAAUGUCACCAUUGAUGAUUUGGGAGUUUAUUACUGUAUGAAGAAAGAUUCAGUACCUCCUGAAUUCAGCAAUGGCACCAGACUCAAAUUCAUUGAAUCAACAACAGAGAUCACAUUAGUGUCAUGUACUCAACAGAAUCCGACAGAAGUGAAAGACAUUCAUCACAAUCAGACAUGGCAGACUCUAACACUCAUAUUUGCUCUGUUAACUGCUGUUCUGCUCAUUGUGCUCACAGGACUAUUAAAGGUAUUUGUUUUUGGAAACAAAAGAUCUGGAGAGCAACUUCAUAAUGUUGAUCUACAGCAAACACAAGUUAUAGAACAGCCUCAAGACCCAAACCAAUUACAGUACGCUGAGGUGAACUUUUCUAAGCUGCGUAAAAAGUAUCGAUCCAGCCAAGUCAACAGCACCUAUGCUGCUCUACAUCUGCCCAAAUAAUGUACACAAGAGUAUGACUGACCUAAAACAUUUUUAUGGUGCCAAAGAUUGUUGCUUGAGAGGCACUAUAUGACAUUACUUUUUAUGACAUUACUUUUUAUGAAAAUAAUUUGGAUACUACACAAUGCCAUACUGUAAAUCCUAGCACUUUGUUGUUUUUUAUCACAAGAAAUGUUUAAAUCUUAGUGGGUCACUUAUUUUAAUAAAUUAAUCAUUUAAAUGAAGCAAAAACAUAAUCUAAAUGGGCAGUGUCUUAUGAGGUUUGUUUAACUCUGCAACAACCUAGCAAAAUUCAGUUUGGCAGCUAUGACAUUUGUAUGUUGACAAUGUUCUUUAUCUGUUUAGGAUUCUUGUGUAUGUCUUUUAUCGAUGUGCUAUAAAAUUCCUUAGAUACCUAACAUUCAGUAUUCUUCAGAUAGUAUAUUUAUGUACUGUAUUUUAAGAAGCCCUUUGUAUACUGGGAAGCCUGUUUCUCUUUAACUUCCCAUUGCAAGAUGUUAUGCAAUAAGAAUUUACUUAGAAAUGACUGGUUGAAACUGGUUGUGCUACUGUUAUGUGCUUAUUGUGUGUAUUUAAAAAACGACAUCCAAUGACUAUAGAUUGAUUAUGUUUUUGGUCAAUAAACAAGUCAAAUAUGUUGACCCUUAUCCAACAUUCGCAAACAGUUCACACAUACAGUAUGUGUGGUUGGCACUUGUCUGUGGUUUGGUUACCUUCAAUAAAGUUGUUUAACAAGUUUAAAUUGUA
Messenger RNA from Xyrauchen texanus (razorback sucker), 1656 nucleotides. RefSeq lists its product as uncharacterized. The record is from RefSeq and is a predicted model, not a curated record. The transcript has 4 exons. Lineage: Eukaryota; Metazoa; Chordata; Actinopteri; Cypriniformes; Catostomidae. The coding region runs from base 508 to 909 and encodes 133 amino acids.